CCCACGCAGCCGGUGCCCCCAGUCACAACUCAUCACAAGCCUGCACACUAAGCACUCCGGCCAGCGAGCAACCAAACGCACCCGGCCAACUUGAACAUGAGCUCGAACUCGUGCCCGGCUGCCGCCGCUGCAACAUUCACAACUCCACCCGGCGCCCAUCCCCUGCCGCUGGACGCCGACGCGUUCCGGCGCCAGGGCCGGCAGGUGGCGGACUUCAUCGCGGACUACUACGACCGCAUCGAGGACUACCCCGUCCGCCCUAACGUCUCCCCAGGGUUCCUCGCCGCGCAGCUCCCGGACGCGGCACCAUCAUGGCCGGAGGAACCCGACGCGCUCGCCUCGGCGCUGCGCGACGUCCGGGACCUCAUCCUUCCUGGCCUCACCCACUGGCAGAGCCCGCGCCAUUUCGCGCACUUCGCGGCCACGGCCAGCAACGCGGGCGCGCUCGGCGAGUUCCUGGCCGCCGGGCUCAACGUGAACCCUUUCACGUGGGCCGCCUCGCCCGCCGCGGCCGAGCUCGAGGUCGUCGUCACGGACUGGCUCGGCCAGGCGCUGGGCCUACCCGAGAAGCUCCUCUUCCGCGGCGGCAGCGGCGGCGGGGGCACGCUGCUGGGCACGUCCUGCGAGGCCAUGCUGUGCACGAUCGUCGCGGCAAGGGACCAGAAGCUCUUGAAGAUCGGCGAGGACAGGAUCGGCGACCUUGUCGUUUACUGCUCCGACCAGACGCAUUUCUCGUUCAAGAAGGCCGCGCGCGUGGCCGGCAUCCGGCGCGGGAACUGCCGGGUGAUCCCCACGCGGUUCGAGGACGGGUUCGCGCUCUCGCCCGCCGCGCUGGCAGCCGCCGUGCGUGACGACGUGGCGAGGGGAAAGGUCCCGCUGUUCCUCUGCGCGACGGUGGGCACCACGGCGACCGGCGCCGUGGACCCUGUCCGCGAGCUCUGCGCCGCCGUGGGAGCGGGACAUGGCAGCGGCGUGUGGGUGCACGUGGACGCGGCGUACGCGGGCGGCGCCUGCGUGUGCCCGGAGUUCCGGCACGUGGCGGCGGGAGCGGAGGAGGCCGACUCGUUCAGCACCAACCCGCACAAGUGGCUGCUUGCCAACAUGGACUGCUGCGCGCUGUGGAUCAGGCGGCCCGGGCUGCUGGUCGCCGCGCUCGGCGCCGGGGAAGACGAAGACGCGAUCCUAAACAAGGCGCCACCGGCCGCGCGCGGCAUGCAGGCCGACUUGAUGGUGGACUACAAGGACUGGCAGGUGCCGCUGAGCCGGCGGUUCCGGGCGCUGAAGCUGUGGCUGGUGCUCCGGUGCCACGGCGUGGAAGGGCUCCGCGGCGUGGUGCGCGGCCACGUCCGCAUGGCCGCCGCCUUCGAGGCCAUGGUCCGCGCCGACCCGCGCUUCGAGGUGCCCGUGCCCCCGGCGUUCGCGCUCGUGUGCUUCCGCCUCCGCCCACUAGCUGCUCAUCCAGGCAGCAGCAGCGGCAUUGACGAGGUGAACGGGAGGCUGCUGGAGGCGGUGAACGGGACGGGGCGGGCGUACAUGAGCGGCGCCGUGGUGGGGGGAGCCUACGUGCUGCGGUGCGCCGUCGGGAACUCGCUCACGGAGGACCGCCACGUCCGGGAGGCCUGGAGCGUCGUGCAGGAGCAGGCCGACGCUAUCUUGGCCCCGUCCGACGACGAGGACCGUUGUUGCACGGAUCAGAUUCAGACCGAAAUGGAAUUACAACGACGGCCGCUCGGCGCUGCUGCCGACGUAUUUGCUUAAGCAGUGUACACUGUUUCAUUUGCAUGGUAGUACUAGUGGCAGCGUGAGCAUGACAUAGUGUAUUAGUGUGGCCAUGCAUGUUUUAUCUGCAUGCAUGACAUAGUGUAUUAGCGUGAGCAUGGUAGUACGUUUGAGCCCUGAUCGAGUGCACGCACGCACGUACGCGUAUGUGUUGCAUAUAAUCUCGCGCGCGCGUUUGUCACGUAUGCAUGCAACUCUUUUACUCCCCGCCGUCCCGAUUGUAUCUGGAAAGUUAUCACACCCGACAAAAAUGAAUCUGUUGAAAUCGACGUUUACCU
This is a messenger RNA of Brachypodium distachyon (stiff brome), 2057 nucleotides long. Its product is annotated as tyrosine decarboxylase 1. The transcript has a single exon. Gene Ontology annotation, biological process: amino acid metabolic process. Gene Ontology annotation, molecular function: pyridoxal phosphate binding; carboxy-lyase activity. Bases 97 to 1758 code for a protein of 553 amino acids. Lineage: Eukaryota; Viridiplantae; Streptophyta; Magnoliopsida; Poales; Poaceae. The record is from RefSeq and is a predicted model, not a curated record.